Drosophila suzukii is the source of this 1362-nucleotide messenger RNA. RefSeq lists its product as uncharacterized. Gene Ontology annotation, cellular component: extracellular region. The record is from RefSeq and is a predicted model, not a curated record. Gene Ontology annotation, molecular function: chitin binding. Lineage: Eukaryota; Metazoa; Arthropoda; Insecta; Diptera; Drosophilidae.
ACAGAAGCAGAUCAUUUCAGAAGCUUAAUUUAAAGUCUUUUAAUACCAAGAGGUCAUUAGCCUGAGGAUAAAUAUUUAUUUAAUUAGCAGAUACUUUUGGUUUGUGCAUGCCUUAACAGCAAAUCGCAAUACUAAGAUUCAAGAGAAUAUUAACCAAUUAGUAAGAACUUUCUUCGCGCGAUCCGUUUCACCUAUUUAGAGCCUGGUAAUUAAGAGGUUUUCAACUUUUGCUCACUGUCCGCACCCACAUAUCAAUCAGAACCACUAGAAACAUUCCCAUCAUAAGAAUCAUGAGAGCACAUAAAACCGCAAUCAUGUGGAAAGCCAAGGCAAAUAAAACAAUUAGCAGAGAAAAGUAAAGAGUAGAUAAACAUUGGAGACUAGACAUAGCAGACCAGACAAAUGGCUAUAAUAAGCCAGCUUUUAGUACCACUAGAACCUUGACAGUGAGCAGUAGCAGUUCGGGAAACCAAAUAUGUCGGACGUGAAGGAAAAUUUAGUCAAAGGACUAUUGGUGGUGUUUCUGGCUUUUAUGGUGGUUCAAACCGUUUCCGAUUGCAAUGUCUGUCAGUCUAAUCAAGUGGCCUGUGUCAACUCCUCAUCCUUUUAUUUAUGCUUUGGAGAUGGAACACCACAUCGCGAUCAGUUGUAUCAUUGCCUAGAAGGAUUCGAUUGCACCAAUCUCACGGCAAUUUGUGUUCAAAAGAGCAGCCAACGUCCUCCAAGUUGCGGGGAUACCUCGCAAUGUGGCCAAUGCAAUGCCAAUCGGAAUUAUCUAUUCGCCUGCCAGAGUCGUGGAAUUUUUCAGAUGUGUUAUGGGGCCACCAGACCCACUGGAAAAUUCGGCUACUGCCCCUCAGGAACCGUUUGCGAUGCCACCAGCACUUCGAUCUGUGUUCCCGAGGUCGAGGGUCAAACCCUGACUUGUGAUUUAAAUGAUGAGCUGGUAGACACCACCACGGCAGCACCAGUAACCACCACUGAAAGCACCACUAACAGCACCACUGGAAGCACCACUGGAAACACCACUGAGAGCACCAGCGAAACCACAGUAGUCAGUAGUACCACUGAAUCAACCACAACAGUGAGCCCUCUUACUACAGAUCAGAUGUGCACGCAGAAAAAUGCCACCGGGCUUUUUACCAUCAUACCCGAGGAUCCCUAUUGUCAGCGCUACAUUAGUUGCUAUUUUAAGAGCAACGUUCUUAUCAAAUCAGCUGAAUACAACUGUCCUUCGGAUUCCUAUUUCGUUUCCGAGACUCAGAGUUGCGCCUACGACAAUCCAGGCAACUGUCUUUUAAGCUGAACUCCCCUGUAUUAAUAAAUUUUUAAAUACUCUUUAGUAAGAUAUGUAUAUUUUAA